Arabis nemorensis is the source of this 1566-nucleotide messenger RNA. The record is from the annotation of a GenBank genome assembly. NCBI's taxonomy places the organism in Eukaryota, Viridiplantae, Streptophyta, Magnoliopsida, Brassicales, Brassicaceae.
AUGAAAGGUAACCAGAAAGAUUCGUCGGAGAAACCCAUAUGGGAUCGAAGCUCAUCAAGCACUUCAAUACCCGGAAUCUGGUCGUUAACCAGACCCGGUCCAAAACUCAUGGUUUGGUUAAUCUGCUUCAUUGUUUUCACUUACAUUAUCUACAUGCUUAAACUCGUCUCUACCUCACGCUCCUGUGACGAUUCCAUUCCUUUCGUCUCCGCCGUCUCCACCAACGCUUCCUCCAAUGUCUCUUCCUCCUCCGUAUCUUCACGGCGACAAGAUUGGGAAGAGGAGGAAGCGGUGGAUGAACCGACCGAUCUACAACACGUGGUGUUCGGAAUCGCUGCUUCUUCAAAGCUAUGGAAACAGAGGAAAGAGUAUAUCAAGAUCUGGUAUAAACCAAAACACAUGCGUGGCUACGUUUGGUUAGACAAAGAGGUCAAGAAAAGCCUCAACGACGACAAUGAAGACGAUGAGGACCUUCUUCCUCCGGUGAAAAUCUCCGGCGACACUGCUUAUUUCCCUUACACGAACAAACAAGGACAAAGAUCUGCGUUACGGAUCUCAAGAAUCGUGUCGGAAAUGAUGCGUUUAGGUUUAGAGAACGUGAGGUGGUUCGUGAUGGGUGAUGAUGACACGGUGUUCGUCACGGAUAAUCUGAUUCGUGUGUUGAGGAAGUACGACCAUGAACAGAUGUAUUACAUUGGAAGCUUGUCGGAAUCUCAUUUACAAAACAUAUUUUUCUCGUACGGUAUGGCUUAUGGUGGAGGUGGAUUUGCUAUAAGUUAUCCAUUGGCUAAGGCUUUGAGCAAGAUGCAAGAUCGGUGUAUACAAAGGUAUCCUGCAUUGUAUGGAUCAGAUGAUCGCAUGCAAGCUUGUAUGGCUGAACUUGGAGUUCCACUCACUAAAGAACUUGGCUUUCACCAGUACGACGUUUACGGGAACCUCUUUGGCCUCCUCGCUGCGCACCCAGUAACACCUUUCGUCUCAAUGCACCACCUCGACGUGGUGGAGCCGAUAUUCCCGAACAUGACACGGGUCCGCGCCCUCAAUAAGCUAACCUCGCCGAUGAAGCUCGACUCAGCCGGUCUUCUCCAGCAGUCGAUAUGCUACGACAAGUACAAGAGCUGGACCAUCUCGGUCUCGUGGGGCUACGCGGUCCAAAUAUUCCGCGGAGUAUUCUCUCCUCGAGAAAUGGAAAUGCCUUCUAGAACUUUCUUGAAUUGGUACAAACGAGCGGAUUACACUGCCUACGCUUUCAACACCAGGCCAGUUAGCCGAAACCCGUGCCAAAAACCGUUUGUGUUUUACAUGUCGAGCACGAAAUUUGAUCCGCAGCUGAACACGACAGUUAGUGAGUACUCGAGACACCGUGUGAAGCAUCCGUCUUGCCGGUGGAAGAUGACAAACCCAGCUGAGAUAAACACCAUCGUUGUUUACAAAAAACCGGACCCUCACCUAUGGGAACGGUCACCGAGGAGGAACUGUUGCAGAGUAUUACAAACAAAGAGGAAUAAUACGUUAUGGAUCAAUGUUGGUGUCUGUAGAGCAGGUGAAGUCACCGAGGUUAAGUAA